This is a messenger RNA of Closterium sp. NIES-65, 1395 nucleotides long. Lineage: Eukaryota; Viridiplantae; Streptophyta; Zygnematophyceae; Desmidiales; Closteriaceae. The record is from the annotation of a GenBank genome assembly.
AUGGGGACUACAGGAACUAGUGGAGCAGGAGGAGCAACGGUAAGAAUUGAGACUGCAGCCGCUUCUUUCAGACAGCCACACUCGGAGAUAGAAGAGUGCAUGACAAUAGAGGGGGGUUCGCUUUCCUCUGGCAUUAUAGAGGGGGGUUUGCCUGUCUCCGGUGCAGGCGUGAGUUAUGUGAAAAGCGAGGGCAAUUUGGACCGAAGGGGGCUGUUGCAGGGGCUGGGCAGCAGAAGCUUCGGAUUGGGCAGUAGAGGCUAUUCUAGUGAUGCUGGUGGGGGAGGAGUCAGAUGGGGGGCUAGUGCAGGUUUUUCUGGUGCAGGCGCGUCUGGGGUGGGUUCUGCUGGGGGAGGUGCAUCUGGGGACGCGGGUGGGGUUGGGGGGAAGCGGAGUGGCGGGGUUUUGGCGCGAGUGGGGAAGGUUUUGGAGGCGAUGACGCCGCGGAGGAGGGAGGUGCGGGAGGAGCAGGCGGAGGCGCACACGACCAUCGAUGUUGAUGAUGCGGUGAGUGCCCCUUGCAGUGCAUGUGGUUGUGCCUUACUAUUUCGGAAGGGUGUUGAGAGCGGUGACGGGAUGAGGGAGGAGCAGGCGGAGGCGCACACGACCAUCGAUGUUGACGAUGCGGUGAGUGCCUUGUGCUAUGCGGAGUAUGUUGUGUGGCAGCGCGUGUUGAUCUUUCACGUGGGGAAAGAGCUAGAGGAGCUGCUGCGAAAGGGCCACCCGGAGAAUGCGGAGUGCUUGAUUCCAGUGACGGUGUUUGGGCUGCUGCGGUGUGAGCUAGAGGAGCUGCUGCGAAAGAGCCACCCGGAGAACUACGUUGGCAGAUACGCCUUGGGCAGGGAGUUGGAAGAGCUCCUGAGGAAAAGCCACCCGGAGAAUGCUGAAUGCCUGAUCCCAGUGACAGUGUUUGGGCUGCUGCAACACAUUGUGGAGACGCACAUGGAGCACCUGGAGGAUGUGGUGGUGGAGGUGGAAUGCAUGCUGGACCAGCAUGAAAGAGACCUGGAUGAAGGAUCUGAUCACCGUCUCCGGUUACUGAAAGACAGAACCUUCCCCAAGCUCCACCUGGACUUGCAGAGAGUGCUGCAGUCGCUGGCUCACGGGGAGGUGGUGCUGCCGAAGCUGAAGGACAGGCUCGUGGCUCGGCACUGGUGCGCCGGACCUGUAGCUUCGGCGGUGCUGGAUGGGGCAAUGGCUCGGCUGAGGAGAGGCAAGGAGAACGUGGGGUUCCUGACAGCGAGAAUCACGGCGCUACAGACGGGGCUGGACCAGUGGCAGUCGGAGCAGAUCAACAAGAAGCUUUACUACAUCUCCUUCCUCUCCAUCGUCUUUCUGCCGCUCUCUAUCAUCACCGGAGUGCCGCUGCUCACUGUAAGAUAUCCGGAGGUGGGGUGA